Cydia strobilella is the source of this 1286-nucleotide messenger RNA. RefSeq names its product nose resistant to fluoxetine protein 6-like. NCBI's taxonomy places the organism in Eukaryota, Metazoa, Arthropoda, Insecta, Lepidoptera, Tortricidae. The transcript is spliced from 8 exons. The record is from RefSeq and is a predicted model, not a curated record. The coding region runs from base 7 to 1269 and encodes 420 amino acids.
CUGACGAUGGUUUGCGUCUUCUUUUCGCACUCCGUGUUAGUGCUUGUUGUUUUUUAUCUCAAGAAUCCAUACUUCGUCGAAAACAUGUUUAAUGAUCCCUCAAAGUACAUCCUACUCAACGGCACACUGGUCACGUACACGUUCUUCGUGAUGUCAGGUUUCCUGCUUGCGUUCAACUUCGAGCUGCACGCGGAGAAACACCGCGUUAGCCUGUGGGAGUGGCCAAAGAGAAUGAUCUUACGGUGGCUGAGACUAACCCCGACCUACGCGCUGAUUAUGUUCACCGUGAUGACGCUAAUGCGUCACCUGGGAGACGGGCCGCAGUGGGAGCUGGUGGUGACCAGCGAGUCGGACGCCUGCCACAAACAUUGGUGGACUCACCUGCUCUACAUCAAUAAUUAUUUGUGGGAGGACAUGCCUUGCUUUCCUCAGUCUUGGUACCUGUCAGCGGACACGCAGUUGUUCGCGCUAGGUCUACUAGUCUGCAUCGUGUGCCGGAAGCCGCGGACGCAGCUGCUGGCACUGGGCGUUCUGCUGGCAGUCUCGUUGGCCAUACCCGCCGCGCACACCUACUUCCAGGACCUGGGCGCCGUCGUACACAACUCUCCUGAAUCACUCCGCACCUAUUUCCGGUACAACAGGGAGUUCCAGUUAAUCUUCGUGUGCGGCCACACCAACCUGUCGACGUACGUGCUGGGCAUCGCCGGCGGCCUGCUCGCUUACCACUGGCUCAACAACGAGAAGGACUUCUCUGAACGACUACAGAAGUACGCGUGGCUAAUAUGGCUGGCGGUCCCUCUCAGUGUGAGCAUCAUCCUGUCCGGCGGCAUCUUCUACAUGGACGACUUCGAGCCGUCCACUUUCGUGCGAGUGCUCUACGCCUCCGUCCACAAGCCCAUUUUUCAGCUUUGCAUCGUGGUGCUGAUCAUCGCCGCCAUCUUUAAGGUUAAAAGCGUGGUCCGCUACCUCCUCGAAUGGCGCGGCUUCACGUGGACAAGUCGUGUGGCGUACGCCGGCUUCCUCUUGCACUCCCUGUUUCAGCGCGGGCUCGUGGGCGCAGCCCGUCUGCCCGCCUACAUGUCCGACUACAAUGUGUUAAUAAUCCUGGCAGCGACAGUGUUCCUGGCCUUCGGGACAGGCGCGCUGCUGUUCGUGGCGGUGGAGUCGCCGGUGGCCGCGCUGCUCAAGGCCGCGCUCGCGCCCCAGACGGCCCGGGCUAAGGAGCAACCCCCUGAAGACGCCCCUACUGAUAUUACUACUAAAUUCUAGUCGAUAAACGUUUGAAG